AUGGCGGCCUCCACCUCGGCCUCGGCCGCCGCCUCCCCGCCGCCCAAAGUCACCAAAGCGGCGGCGGCGCCGCGGCCCCGCGACCGCGACCGCGGCGGGGACGGCGACCCCGAGCCCCCGGCCGCGCCCGAGCCGGGGUACGGAGAUUGGAAUUCGGGCUCGAGCAGAGGCUACGAGGGCUAUGGCUACGGCUACGGCUACGGCCACGAGGGCUCCGGGGGCUUCGGCUUCGGCGCCGCCGCCGCCAAUUCCUGGGAUUUGGGCGGCUCCGAGCCCGACGGGGCCCCCGAGGGCGGCGACGGCCCCGGGAAGCAGCGGCAGGAGCCGGGAGCCGGGAGCCAGGCCGAGCCCGAGGGGCCGCCGGGACGGGGCUACGGAGCGGCCCCGGAGAGGGAGCCGGGAGCCAGGCCGAGGCCCGAGGGGCCGCCGGGACGGGGCUACGGAGCGCCCACGGAGAGGUACGAUCCCUACGAAUCCUACGGCGACUCCCGCGUGAACGACCGGGAUCCGUACCGGGCAGGCUUCGACUAUCCCGGCGAUUAUCCCGGGGAUUAUCCCGGCGAUUCUCCGAUCCCAACGAUUACCCCAACGAUUAUCCCGAUUAUCCCGACUACCCCAACGAUUAUCCCGGCGACUUUCCCAACGAAUCCGAGCCCGACGCCGCCGGCGAGUUCUACGGCCGCCCGGCGCCGCCCCGCCGGGAGCAGCAAUUCCCGGGCCAAAUUCCGGGAGAACGCGGGCGCGCGGGGCCGGGCCCGGGAGCGGCCGUUCCCGGCGCGCGGGGGCUGGGCCGAGCCCCGCGGCCCCGCCCGGCGCCUCCCGUCGCUCUUCGCCCACAACAUCCUCCCCGAGCCCGGCGCCUUCCCGGCCUUCCGCGGCUUCCCCGGCGCCCUUCGCGGCCUCAAGAGGAUGAGGAGGGGCUGGAAGCUCUGGGAUGCCGAGUUCAGGCGGAAGCGGCCGCGCCGGGAGGCUCCGGGCCGGCGCCGGCAGCAGCCGGGCGAGGAGAGGGCGCCGCGCACGGACGGCUCCGACAACUCCAGCUCCGACAACGAGGAAGGCACGGAGGGAGAAUCCGGAGAAAAGGAGGAAUCCAGAGGGGAAGGGGAGGAUGAAGAGGGAAGAGAUUCUGAGAAAGGAGCCCUGGGCAAUCCAGAGGAGAAUUCCCAGAUUUCCCAGCUGAGGCAGAAGCUCCAGGCCGGGAGGAAAUCCCAGGACCGGCAGAAGAAGCGGCACCGGGACCGGAUGGUGGAGAGGAUCCAGUUCGUGUGCUCCCUGUGCAAGUUCCGGACGUUUUUCGAGGACGAGAUCCGGCAGCACCUGGAGAGCAAAUUCCACCGGGAGCAUUUCCAGUUCGUGGGCACCAAGCUGCCCCAGCAGACAGCCCAGUUCCUGCAGGAAUACGUGGCCAACAAGACGCGGAAGACGGAGGAGCGGCGCCGCGGGAUCCGGGACAUCAACGCCGUGAUCCAGCAGAUCCAGCGGGAGCAGGACCUGACCCAGGAGGUGGGCCUGGAGCACUUCCUGCGGAAGGUGGAGGCCGCUCACUGCUCCGCGUGCGAUCUCCUGAUCCCGAUGCACUUCGGAUCCAUCCAGAAACACCUGAAAUCCCUGGAUCACAACCACAACCGCCGGGCCAUGCUGGAGCAGUCCAAGCGCUCGUCGCUGGCCGUGGCCCGGAGCAUCCUCAACAACAAAGUGAUCGGCCGCAAGCUGCGCAGCUUCCUGCAGGGGGAAAAUCCCUUCACGGAUGAUCCCGAGGAAAAGGAGGAGCACGAGGAAGGGGAAGGAGCAGGGGAGGAAAAUCCCCAAAAUCCCACGGAAAAUCCCAAAAAGGUGGAAAAUCCCACGGAAAAUCCCGCAGAAAAUCCCCCAAAUCCAGAGGAAAAUCCAGAAAAUCCCACAGAAAACCCCCAAAAUCUGGAAAAUCCCACGGAAAACCCCCAAAAUCCUGAGGAAAAUCCUGAAAAUCUCAGAGAAAAUUCCAUGGAAAAUCCCAAAAAUCCCACGGAAAAUCCCGAAGAAAAUCCCACGGAAAAUCCCAAAAAUCCCGAAGAAAAUCCCACGGAAAAUCUGGAAAAUCCCACGGAAAACCCCGAAGAAAAUCCCACGGAAAACCCCCAAAAUCCCGAGGAAAAUCCUGAAAAUCCCACGGAAAAUCCCCCAAAUCCCGAGGAAAAGCCCCAAAAUCUCGAGGAAAAUCCCAGAAUUUCUGCGGAUCCCGAGGAAAAUCCCGAGGCAGUGGAAAUUCCCGAGGGAACUGGAGGCCGGGAAAGGGCAGCAGGGACAGAGGCAGGGCUGGAAAAGGAGGAGAAUUCCCAAAAUUCCCAGGAAUUCCCACAGCUGCACCCACAGGGACCUUCCGGAACCUUCCAGGAGUGAAAAUCCUGGAAUGUCCCAAAAUUCCGGAACCUUCCAGGAGUGAAAAUCCUGGAAUGUCCCAAAAUUCCGGAACGUUCCAGGAGUGAAAAUUCCGGAAUGGGAAAAAGUUCCGGAACGUUCCAGGAGUGAAAAUUCCAGAAUGUGGAAAAGUUCCGGAACGUUCCAGGAGUGAAAAGUUCUGGAAUGUGAAAAAGUUCUGGAAUAUUCUAGGAAUGGAAAAGUUCCGGAACGUUCCAGGAGUGAAAAUUCUGGAAUGGGAAAAAGUUCUGGAACGUUCCAGGAGUGAAAAGUUCCAGGGAUGAAAAGUUCCAGAAUGUUCCAGGAGUGAAAAUUCCGGAAUGUCCCAAAGUUCCGGAACGUUCCAGGAGUGAAAAUUCCAGAAUGGGAAAAAAUUCCGGAAUGUUCCAGGAGUGAAAAGUUCUGGAAUGUGAAAAAGUUCUGGAACGUUCCAGGAGUGAAAAGUUCUGGAAUGUGAAAAAGUUCUGGAAUAUUCCAGGAAUGGAAAAUUUCCGGAACCUUCCAGGAGUGAAAAUCCCGGAAUGGGAAAAAGUUCCGGAACCUUCCAGGAGUGAAAAUCCCGGAAUGGGAAAAAGUUCCAGAAUGUUCCAGGAGUGAAAAUUCCGGAAUGUCCCAAAGUUCCGGAAUGUUCCAGGAGUGAAAAGUUCUGGAAUGUGAAAAAGUUCUGGAAUAUUCUAGGAAUGGAAAAGUUCCAGAACCUUCCAGGAGUGAAAAUCCUGGAAUGUCCCAAAAUUCUGGAACGUUCCAGGAGUGAAAAUCCCGGAAUGGGAAAAAGUUCUGGAACGUUCCAGGAGUGAAAAGUUCCAGGGAUGAAAAGUUCCAGAAUGUUCCAGGAGUGAAAAUUCCGGAAUGUCCCAAAGUUCCAGAACGUUCCAGGAGUGAAAAUCCCAGAAUGGGAAAAAAUUCCGGAAUGUUCCAGGAGUGAAAAGUUCUGGAAUGUGAAAAAGUUCUGGAACGUUCCAGGAGUGGAAAUGUUCUGGAAUGUUCCAGGAGUGAAAAUUCCAGAAUGUGAAAAAGUUCUGGAAUGUCAAAAAGUUCCGGAAUGUUCCAGGAGUGAAUUCCUGGCGGGAAAAGGACCCAGAGCGUUCCCGGAUGUGUCGGAUUCGUGUCCCUGGAUGUGCCCCGGCCCCAAAUCCCAGGAAUUCCCGAAAUUCUGGGAAUUCCCAGCCCCAAAUCCCAGGAAUUCCCGAAAUUCUGGGAAUUCCCAGCCCCAAAUCCCAGGAAUUCCCAGAAUUUCCAGAAUUCCCUGCCCCAAAUCCCAGGAAUCCCAGGAAUUUUGGGAAUUCCAGUGCCCCAAAUCCCAGGAAUUCCCGGAAUUCUGGGAAUUCUCUGCCCCAACUCCCAGGAAUUUUGGGGAAUUCUGGGAAUUCCCAGCCCCAAAUACCAGAAAUUCCGGGAAUUCCCUGCUCCAAAUCCCAGGAAUUCUGGGAAUUCCUGGCCCCAAAUCCCAGGAAUUCCCGGAAUUCUCUACCCCAAAUCCAAGGAAUUCUGGGAAUUCUGCCCCAACUCCCAGGAAUUUUGGGAAUUUCCUGCUCCAAAUCCCAGGAAUUCCUGGAAUUCUGCUGCCAGGUUGCCUGGAAUUUUGUGGAGGUUUGUUUGGGUUUUUUUUUUGGGAAAUUCCCAGGAAAAAGGAAUUUCCUUGGAUUUUUGGGGCAUUUUCUUCCAUUUUUUAGAGAAUUCCUGGGGAAAAAAGGAAUUUCCAUAGAUUUUUUUGGGAAUUCCUGGGAAAAAAAGGGAAAUUCCUUGAAUUUUUUGGGAAUUCCCAGGAAAAAUUAGAAAUCCUGUUGGAUUUUUGAGGGGGGAGGGAAUUCCCAGGAAAAAAAGCAGGAAUUCCGUCCAUUUUUUUGGGAAUUCCUGGGGAAAAAAGAGAAUUCCACUGGAUUUUUUGGCAAUUCCUUGGGGAAAAAAAAGGGAAUUUCCUUGGAUUUUUUGGGGAUUCCCAGAACAAAGCAGGAAUUCCGUGCUGUGGGUCCCUUUUCCCGUUGUUUUCCCGUUGUUUUCCCAUCGUUUUUCCCGGUUUUCCCGCUGUUUUUCCCGCUGUUUUUCCCGCCCCUCUCGGAGCGUUCGGUGCCGUCGUGUCCGUUGUGAAGCGGGAGAAUUCCCGAGGUUUUUUGUGGAUUUUAAAGGACUCAUCCCGAG
This is a messenger RNA of Vidua macroura (Pin-tailed whydah), 4536 nucleotides long. It is a transcript of the gene AKAP8L, whose product is annotated as A-kinase anchoring protein 8 like. Gene Ontology annotation, cellular component: nuclear matrix; nucleus. The record is from RefSeq and is a predicted model, not a curated record. Gene Ontology annotation, molecular function: protein kinase A regulatory subunit binding; DNA binding. Lineage: Eukaryota; Metazoa; Chordata; Aves; Passeriformes; Viduidae.